This is a messenger RNA of Peromyscus maniculatus bairdii (prairie deer mouse), 601 nucleotides long. The record is from RefSeq and is a predicted model, not a curated record. Lineage: Eukaryota; Metazoa; Chordata; Mammalia; Rodentia; Cricetidae.
CUUCCUCACCCAGUCUGUGUGUCUAGAUGACACAACAGUCAAGUUUGAGAUCUGGGACACAGCUGGGCAGGAGCGGUACCACAGCCUGGCCCCCAUGUACUACAGGGGUGCCCAGGCCGCAAUUGUGGUUUAUGACAUUACUAAUCAGGAAACCUUUGCCCGGGCAAAGACCUGGGUGAAGGAGCUGCAGCGGCAGGCCAGCCCCAGCAUCGUCAUCGCCUUGGCGGGGAACAAAGCCGACCUCGCCAACAAGCGCAUGGUGGAAUACGAAGAGGCUCAGGCAUAUGCAGAUGACAACAGCUUAUUAUUUAUGGAGACUUCCGCUAAGACGGCUAUGAACGUGAAUGAUCUCUUCCUGGCAAUAGCAAAGAAGUUGCCGAAGAGUGAACCCCAGAACCUGGGCGGUGCGGCGGGCCGGAGUCGGGGCGUGGACCUCCACGAGCAGUCCCCGCAGAACAAGAGCCAGUGUUGUAGCAACUGAGGGGGCUGGCAGCAGACACGUGUGGCGUUAGCACGAGAGCUAAAACAUAACCUCUCCAUCCCCACCCUCAGCACACAGCCCCCACGGUAACAGCACACUGAGCCCCGGCUCCCGAGGGCC